Molecule: messenger RNA, 4771 nt
Organism: Sycon ciliatum
Lineage: Eukaryota; Metazoa; Porifera; Calcarea; Leucosolenida; Sycettidae
Exons: 24
Coding region: 303-3998 (1231 amino acids)
Biological process (GO): vesicle-mediated transport
Cellular component (GO): cytoplasm
Molecular function (GO): kinesin binding; JUN kinase binding; signaling receptor complex adaptor activity
Source: RefSeq, a predicted model, not a curated record
UCGAGCCGCCGACGUGGUUUCGACCAGUCCGGCCGGCCGGUCCUUUCAUGCAGUGCACCUAGCAUGCACCCGUGACCUCAUGAGCUCACCGACGUCACCGCGUACCGUUCACUGGUUGACUGAGGCAGGUGGCGCCUUCGCUUUUUUUGACUUCUGCGGUACGAAUUCGUAAUUCAAUUUUUCCAAGCUCAAGCCACAGUCUAGUCAAGGGUGAGAACCGAAACUUGGAGAAAGACAGUAGAAAUUUGCCCAAGAGUUGGCCACGGUCCCAAGCCAUUGAUGGUGGUGCAGCAAGGAGCAACAUGGAUCAAACAGAGUUUGUCUGGGAUCCGGAGCGAGAUGGGCAGGCUCGCUCUGCCACCACCUCCAAGGAGGUGGAGGUCUGGGCAACUGGAAUACUCUGCGAGCUGGAACAAAUCUCUCAGAAAUAUCACAUUGACGUCAACGACAUGUCCCACCUGCUCAAGCUUGUCACAUCGUCCCUAAAGGAGCUGGAUGUCGUGCUGGAGGAAAGUGGCAAUUCAGGUGCGGAGAAUACCAAGCUACACACGGAAAUCGGCCAGCUGGAGCAGAGACUGCGAGCUGAGCAAGAUUCCAAUAGGAACACUCAACGCUCUCUUCUUUCUCUUCAAGACCAGCAUGACUCUGAGCGGCGUGUGCUGGAGUCAACGGUCAAAGGACUGGAAGUGAGGAACAAUCAAACGUCGGACAUGCUCGCGGCCAAGGCUCAGCACUAUACUAGACUGAUGGAGGAGCUGGAUGACAUGCAGCAUCAACACAUGGAGGAGAGAAGCAGACAUGCAAUGACUGUGCGCGGCUAUGUUCAGAGAAUUGAUGCCGUGGAGAGGAAGCUUGAUGAAUACCAGAUGAGCUUUGGCAGCCUGGCCACUCCUCACAUGUCGGCAUCCAGCAUGGACACGUCAGUGCUGCUUGUCCAGCGGCAUGCGUCCCGCAUAUCAGCUGCAUCCCUCCAAGAGCCUGUCCUGCACAGCGCCCGACACAAGCAGCAGCAGCAGCAGACUAAAGAAGAGGACACAUCACCUGCCCUGGACAGUCCCGAGCGAGAGAUUUCAGCGGAUAGUGGUGGCAGCACUGCACCAAUGAUUGGUACGCUCUCCGACACCUCCAGCCAGUGCAGUAACGAAGAUGACCGGCGAAGCAUCUGCAGCAACGGCAGCCGUAGCUCCGACCAUCUGGAUCAGACGAUGGCUGUUGACGUUUGCACAACGCCCAGUGCCACGCAGUCGUCGCAUUCCACUGACGACGACCACCACUCCAAGUCACCCACCUUGCAUGACGACUGGAGCACGAGAACGCGGCGAGACAGUCAGCAGUCCAUCAUCACGCACCACCUCCACUCAAGUCAAAGAACCCCGCUCGUGGCUACGAAUGGUGAAGUCAUCGACGGACAAAAUCUUCAAGAUGAGCUGGUGCAAGCUAACUCUGCGAUGGAUUCGACCUUCUCCUCAACACUGUCUCAAGUCUACUCUGAGAAUGCAGCUUGCAUGGAAGCGUUGGAGGCACGCUUGGCAACAACUCUAGACGAGAGAGCAACUCUGAUACGUGAGAAGUCUGACCUUCAGCUAAGCCUCGCCAACACAGCCAGCGACUUGAGCUGCUGUCGACAGGAGUUGGAGACCCAGCAGCAGCUUGUAGCCGCUCUUCAUAAAUCUCUGGACACUGCCAAGCGCAAUCUGACCGAAGCCGAGGAGAAAAGGCAUUCUGUCAAGUCUCCCAUCACACACGCUGUGGUUCCAGACGCAAGUGUUCAGCUGAAGAAAGACGCCGAGCGUCUGAUGAGGCUCUACUCCUUCUACCGGGACAAGUGCACUAUGCUGCAAGAGCAGUUAAGCAGGAUGCACAUGGCCAGAGCAGCAGGUGAUGGCGGAGUGUGGCGACUGUUUGGCAAGCUGUUUCCUUUCCGCAAGCGGGAAGCUGGCUCAGGUCAAACAAGCCCUGCAAAGUCUACAUCUAACCAUUCUAUGCACUCCGGCCGCCAUGGCACCAUAUCGGACAGCGGAUCUCAGCAGAGAGCAAGUGACUCGGCCACUGCACGCCGAUCCAUGCGCCGAUCCCGCAGGCCAAGCGCCGAACCGAACGCCUUUGCCCUAGACUUUCCAUGCACGGUUGGCUGUCCUCCGACGCGGGAUGUUGUGACGACGCACGGUGACUGGUACAUAGCCAAGAGCACGCCAACGGAUGUGCUCCGCUUCCUGCCAGCUUGUGUGGGCCAGACCGCUCUGCUCGUGCCAUCCAUGUCAACGAUCUGUGGCUUUGCGACAACUCUCAGCCAUGGCCGAUCGUCGACCAUGCCCGUGUCGAACCGCAAGAAGGAGGAUCUUCUGUCCAGUCUGGAGCAUUACUGUGAUUCAACGGUGGAGGCCGAGCUCUAUCGCCAACUCUGGGUUGCUUCCUAUGAGAACAAGUCGCAGAUUGAGAUCUUUGAUGUGUUCUCGAAGGGCUCGCUACGGCAUACGGGCAAGAGCUGUCCACUGGACGCGCAGGAUAGCGUCUAUCCAAUCGCCACCAUCAAGUUUGUUCAGACGGCGCGCAUCUCGAGCGUGCGAACUCCGCGGCGACACCGACGUCUCAGCGUUAGCGUCAGCGUCGGCGAAAACACCACUGGUCGUCACCCACCGGCCGGCAGUGCACCGGUGACACCCCGAGGGGCCAAGCCUGCGCUCGGCAGCAGAUACAGUGCAUUUGACGACGCCAGCUCAGUGUCUGCUGCCCUCAAGUCACCGCUGUCGUGUCCACCGAGCAAUGCCAAGCGGCCGGUGAGACCAACGCGCUCUACGACGUCCAACACAUCUUGGGAUGUGCUGAGCUCCACCGGCCUGGGUAGGGACGGGGAUGAUGCAGCGAUGGAGGAAAGUGGUGUUGAUGAUUCACAAAGACGCAGGGGAUCUUCGUCCUUGUUUGUGCCGGUCGCUGAAGAGAUAUCCACCAUGUGGAUUGCUCUGAGUGUUGAAGGUGGCGUAAUACUGCUGUACAACACAGAGGCUACUCUACUGGAGAGACUGCACAUGGAGUCCAGGGGAUCCAUCCUUUGUGUGUACAAUGCCUUCAAUCGUGUUUUCGUCGGCCUAUCAGAUUGCACAGUAGCAGCGUUUGAUCAGUCGGAUGACGAUGCGAGCGGCUGGAACCUUCAUCUGUGGCAGAGCACGGCGCUGGAGUGCGUGGACGAGGGCGACCGUGUCUACUUGUCCUCGUGGCACGGCUCUUCCAACACCAUGUGCAUGGCCAGCGUGCACGAGCAGCUGUGGUGCACGUGCGGCAGAACCGUGGUCAUCAUGGAUCCGCUGGCGCUGCGCAUUGUGUCAUCGUUCCGGAUUACGUUUCCGCCAGUGUCACAGCUGAUCUCAGUCGGCAACAUCGUCAUCUUCGGCUCUCACCUGUCACCGUUCAUCUUGUUCUAUCAUUCGGCAACGUGUCAGCUGCUGCAAGACUUUGACCUGCCUGGCUUGGCACAGCUUGUUGACUCCACACCAUCUCCCCUGCUUGGCGUGGCAUCCAUGGCAGUGAGCGGUACGUCACUGUGGGUCGGCUGCUCCAAUGGCGUGCUGCUGUCGCUGCCACUGCACGCCACACAUCGUGUGCUCAAGCAGGCUGACGACAGCAGCUUUGCGGAUACCUGGCAAGGCCAGAGCGGUGUAGUGUCCUACACGUCGGCAAAGGUCUCACACUGGUGUCACAUGGGGCCAGUCGUAGGUCUCUCGCCCGUCACAGUGCCUAAACAAGGCACGUCGCCAGCAUCCACCUACGAGGUGGUGUAUUCGUGUGGCAUAGGCACACUGGAUAUGCGCGGCGCAGAGGCGGACGAGCUGAUUGAGCGCAAGCGAAUUCUGGUCAGCGCCGAUCCACUGCAGCAGCUACCGAGCAUUGCCAAUGACCCGCUCAAUGCCUUCCAGCAGCAAGGAGAGAACGCCAAGGAACGCACAGCCUCAGACGGCGACUCCAAUCACAUUGCCAUCAUGACUUGGCGCACGACCGGCUAAAGAGCACCGUGUGCGGACAAGCAAGCGCAGGCACGUCUUGGUUUGGGGCUGUCCAACCCGCCCAUUGCGGAUGCGCACACACAUACACGCACGCGCACACACACACACACACACACACACACACACACCACCACCACCACCACCACCACCACCUGGCAUGUUACUCUCAACUCAGCAUACAAUCCUCUUGCGGGCCCAGCAUAUUUCGCUCCGUUUCAUCAUGUUUUCUUGUCCCCCGGCCCUGUCUGCGGGUCAUUUUGUUUUUAUUGUUCUUUGUUGUAUGGUUCUCCCUAUCUGUCCAUAUUUGGCACAGGCUGCACACUGGUUAUCAACUAUUUUACUCUGCGAACACGUAAGGCAGUAGUGCAAGGCUGGUCCUUGCAAUGUGCUCACUGCUGUAAUCAAUUUCCCACACGCAUUCAGAAUUUUAUCUUACCUCAAAGAUUGCCGUGGCAUAUAUCCAGAUCUUCACUUGCACUCGAUCACGACAGAUUUCUCAGUCAGUUUUAUUAUUACACAUGCAUGUACAUGUAUAUGUAUAUGCAUGUUCGAUUCUUUGGAUUCAGUCGGGACCUUAUUUUUUUCAUCAAGCCAGGUCUUGACUAUGAAUGCACUGUACGCAUGGUUUACUCAAUCUUUUUGUGCAUGCAUUCUUCCGUCAAUGCUGCAUUCCAUUAUAAAUUCCACUGUUUUUGUUUUUGUUUUGUAUUUUUUAGCUUCGCUCAAAUUUCUUUCACAGUGGUCCUGUGUUCUUGUCCUGAUUUUAAAAUCUC